AUGAUUCAGACCACAACCCUGUGGAAGUCUGGCACCUGCCUGUCCCUGUCAGUGAGGCUCUUGCUGUGUUUGGCUCAGGUGAAUAAUGGUUCAUGGCCAUGCAGCCGUGAGCGACUGGUAUUUUCAAGCCAAAGCUUCCAUUCGGGGAUAGCAGCAGAAGGAACGCAGCUCCUUUACAGGGGUACUGACCCUGUCAUGCUACAACACCCAUGUGGAAAUAAUUUUGCUGGUGGCGUUUCGCCAGCCAUUUACCUCGGGGAAAAGGUUUUUCUCAGUUUUGAUGGAUUUGAGAGCAGCCUUCUGCCCUUGACCAUUCCAGCGACUCUAGCUACAGCACCUGCCACGGUCAGUACUGCAGUGUUUGUGCAGGAAAAUAAGGUUGUAUUGGCAAUAAACGGAAAAGUCUUCAUUUAUUUUUAUGAGCCAUUUCACUCAUGGAGACAAUCGGAAGGAAUCAGUAGUCCAGUUACGGAGGUCACAAACACGAUAUGCUGCUACUCUGAAAAAGAUCCUAAAUGCGAUGACAUCAGUAGUUUUGUUUUGGCAUAUGAUACAGGCGAUUUGAUCCCUAACAGCCAUAUUUUCUACUCACAAGAUGGAGGCUACAAAUUUCAGACUUUACCCACGAGCCCAUUCCUGGAAGGAACGCUGGUUAGUGUCUACAAUUUCAUUUCCUUAUCACGACUUGGAAUACUUGUCAGUAAGACUGAAGCUAACAUGACAACUGCUCAUUUCAUAUACAAUCUCAAUUAUAAUAUAUACAGUCACCAAGGAACACCCUUUGACACAAAUGAGAAUGGAGAACAUAUAAUUACAGUUCCCCCUGGUCUGAGAGGAUUUAUCAUUCUUUGGAGCAAGGAUAUCUUUUUAUUGUCCUCCAACAAUGGACUGACGACAGAAAACAUUACCAUUUUCACUACAGAUGGCUAUGCAAACAUAUCACUACCUUUGUAUGACCAAGGUGUUUGUAAUGUGGCUGCUACCAGCAGUGAGAUUGCAGCCCUCACCAAGAAUAAGAAGCUUUUCUACGGAAGCCUGGAUAUAGUCUUUUCAAAAAUGGUGCUCAUUGGUGACAGAAACAGUAGUAAGAUUUCCACACAUUGUGAGGUGUUGAUGUUUGAUAAAACUGGAAUGCUUACCAUCUUAAACCCUGUCCCCAGCAAUGCAUCUAGAUUUUACAAUUUUCACAAAUGCAUCAUCAACUUGCAGAACAGACUCAUGGAUGUGCACCCACACCUGCCACCCUGUCCUGUAGAGAUUUUAAGUGGUGAUUUCCAUAAUAAGAUGUACUAUAUAGACAUGAAACAGCAGCUUCAUUUUAAUGUCAGUUUUGUGCCCAAGCCAGGCACUGGGGCUUUUCCAUAUGUGACUGUAAGCAAUCCUCAUGCAUUGGGAUUUAGGGCACGGGUUACACCGGAUGGCUUUACCUAUGACGGGAACAUUAAAUUUAACUUACAGAUUAUAUUGCUACAACAACAUAAUUCAGGCAUGGCGAAGACUGAGUUUCAUGAUCAAGUCACCACAGCUGGAAUGUCUACCCUCACUGUGGAUAUCUAUAACAAGGGCAUAUUUUGCAUUGACAUGCAUCCAUUGACAGCCCUUAUUGCAAUGGACUGUCCACCUACUAAACAUAUAAGACCUUUUAAAAACGUAACAGUGUGCAACAAAGGACUCUUUAAUCAAACAAACCUGCAGAAUAGUUUCAGUUACAUAAUUAAGCAAGAUGCAUAUGAUCCAAGAUUCCUUGGGAGACAACAUCUAGAUCAGGAGGACCUUAAUGUUACUUAUUCUUAUGAACUUCUUGGAUGUCCAAUCCUCUUGUAUUAUGACAGCCCAUGGCUUCCAACUCUUGAACUAUGGGAAAAUGAUAAAUUUGUGGAAUAUGUUUCUGCAGACUUUGUAUUGUUUGAAACAAAUGGAAUGCAUAAUUAUGAUUAUCUCCUGACUGCAUCAGAAGCUAAAUGUAUCUCACAGCCCCAAAACUGGAGCACUAUGUUUCAAUGGCAGCUUCAUCCAAACCCACAUACUGCAUGGUCCAGAACAAAUUAUGAGAGCUGCAAGGUGCCCAAUCAAGUGCGACCAUUAGACUCACCAUCUAUUAAGUAUCAAAUUCUAAACCUCAAUGAAGAUAAUAGGGUAGUAUUUUCACAGUACAAUGGCAUAUAUAUCUUCAAAGUUAUUGUUGUAGAUACAAUAUAUAGCUACUGUGAACUAUCAACUCUUCUCAGCGUCUAUGUGCAUGGUGCCUUCCCAAAAUCUCAGAUAAAUGUUGCAGGUAUGCUGAUUGGUGUUUUGAUUCUCAUAUUAGGUUCAAUUUUGAUGGGAUAUUACUUUCCUAAAUUACUACAUUUGGAUGAAAAUGGAAAAAUUAAAUCCCUUUAG
Molecule: messenger RNA, 2382 nt
Organism: Euleptes europaea (tarantolino)
Lineage: Eukaryota; Metazoa; Chordata; Lepidosauria; Squamata; Sphaerodactylidae
Product: cation channel sperm-associated auxiliary subunit delta-like
Exons: 1
Coding region: 1-2382 (793 amino acids)
Biological process (GO): flagellated sperm motility; sperm capacitation
Cellular component (GO): sperm principal piece; CatSper complex
Source: RefSeq, a predicted model, not a curated record